AGCUCGCAGGGCCGCCCCCGGGGAGCUCCCCGAGUUGGACCCACCGGUCCCGCUCCCUGCUCUCAGCGGCCAGGCGCCCUGAGCUCUGCACACAGCGUCGGGCAUCAGGCAGUCAAUCCGCUGAAGCGCCGUCCGGCCCCAGCCCCGCGGCCACCCGGCCCCGCUCCCCUCGCACGGCCGGCUCCCUGCGAAGGCUUGUAUGAGUCCAUUGGAACAUGCCAGAACCGCUCAGGGUCCAGUGGUGGGAAAGGAGCUUCCCGGUCAUAGCAUCAUAGAGUUCAAAGCCAGAGGAGACCACCAGUCUACCCCUGAGGGGUGGUGUUUCCCUGGCUGCUUCUGUGUGGCUUCUAGGGAGCAGCAAUGAAUUCCUCCUUCUCUUUCCCAGAGAGCCACCUCAGCCUGCUAGACCUUUUGAAAGGAGAGAACGGGUCCCUGCCCAGAAUGUGGAAUGGGAGCCAGGAGCUGGACUGGGAGGAGCUGGAAAAAAUGCUCUUCCUGUUUGCAAAGGAGCCUGUCACCAUCAGCCUCACCGUCCUGUACCUACUCUCUUUUGUGGUGGGAUUUGUUGGGAACAUCAUGUCCAUUAAAGUGCUUACCAGGAAGCGUAGCAGUCGGAUGCCCAGCCUGAGUGCCACCAGGAGCCUCCUUAUCAACCUGGCUAUCUGCGACUUGAUGGUGGUGUGCGUCUGCAUGCCCAUCACGGUGGGGAACUUGAUAUACAAAGCCUGGGUGUACGGGGACUUCCUGUGCAGGGCUGUGCCAUUUGUCCAGGCCGUGUCCGUCUCAGCCAGUGUGCUCAGCCUCACGGUCAUUAGUGUGAACAGGUAUUACAGUGUUCACAACCCUCUGAAUGCCAGGUCCUUCUUCACUCAGAGGAAGAUCCUCAGCACCAUCCUGGUGGUGUGGGUCCUGUCCUCUGGGAUCUGCAUGCCCCUUAUAUUCAUGAACAAAAGGGAUGAGAUUGGGGCGGUGGAGGGACUGCCCCUGGUGUUCCCAAUCUGCAGGGAAAUAUGGCCUCAAGAGAGGCUCAAGCAAGCCUACAACUUCCUGCUCUUCUGUGCCCUCUAUUGCCUGCCCGUGCUAUUCAAUAUGACCAUCUGCUUCCUGACCGUGCGAAGGCUGUGGAACUGCACCAGCCAGUUGAAGGAGCGCAACUCCCUGAACCGAUCCCUGCCAGCCUCCAGGCUGAAGAUCCGCAAGAAGGUGGCCCAGAUGGUGGUGGCCCUGGUCCUGCUGUUUGCCAUCUCUUGGCUGCCAGUCUACUUGAUGGACAUCUGGAUUGACUUCAACAUCCCCAACUCUUUGCAGGAUGUGACUCCAUCUCCCUGGGUCCUGCAGCUCAGACCUUUUGCUCAGUGGCUAGGCCUCACCAACUCCAGCCUCAACCCCAUAUGCUAUUGCUUUGUUGGGAACCUCUACAGGUCAGCCAAAGAAAUGAAGAGCAAAUACCACCAGAGGAUGGUUUCCCUUUUUAACUUCUCUCUGUCUGAAAGGACUGCACCUUCUUCUGUGCCUGAGUUGCUCUCUUACAGGAACUCCAUGGACUCUGCAGGGAAAGAGUCCAGCUGCACCCUGGCAAUGAGCAAGAGGUAUCAGGGGGACACUGAUCCUAAGAACAACUAUGAAACUCCACUAAUGUCCUGCCAGUCUCUGUCUCUAAACACCAUGGCUAGUGAAAAGACUUCUCUAUAAUCCU
Molecule: messenger RNA, 1696 nt
Organism: Caretta caretta (loggerhead turtle)
Lineage: Eukaryota; Metazoa; Chordata; Testudines; Cheloniidae
Product: galanin receptor type 1-like
Biological process (GO): G protein-coupled receptor signaling pathway
Cellular component (GO): plasma membrane
Molecular function (GO): G protein-coupled receptor activity
Source: RefSeq, a predicted model, not a curated record